AUGAUACGCUUUGAUUAAUAGUUGGUUGCUCAUUAUAUUAAUUAUAUUGUAAGCAAAAAAAAAGGUAAAUUCAAUAUUUAAUAAAAAAAAUAAUCUUUUAAUAAAGCAAAAAUCACUUAAUUCAUUUAGUUUUUAUAGCGAAUGUCAAAUUAAAGAAAAGCAUUAAAAGGAACAGUUUAAUAUUAAGGAGGAAUAUAAUAGGAGGACCAAUGGAAUUAGCUAAGAAAUUUAAAAAUAAGAACAUUUUACAAUCCUAGUAGAGACCACCUAUUAUAAAGAAGCUCAAAAGUCUUUUAUUUUGUUAAUUACUUUGAGAAACAGCUCACGCGACCCAAAUUCUACUAUCACUUUUUAAUCAUUAUUUUUUUCUUGCAGCUGAUUGGAUCUGUUUCUUCUAGCCAAGUUCAAAUUCAAGAUAAACUUUUGUACUAUUUUUUAAAGACUUGUGAGUACACUCGAGUGUCUCCGCUUUUAAAAGAUUUUUUGCAAAUUCAGCAAGAAGCACAAGGCAUUUUAAUAAAUUCAUUGAUAAUUUUUCUAGAAGUAGUCUUUCUUAUCACCUUUUAUAUUUUAGGAAGAUCAACUACAAAUCUUAGUGAUAAAAAAUUCAAAAAAAGAUUGCUUUUAAUGGGUUAUACAACAUUUUUCUUGGAAAUGCAGAGAUGGAUUCUAUUUAAUAUUUAAGCCGAUAUUACAGCAAGUAUGAUGUUCUGUGUUUAAGGCUAGUAAAACUUAGAAAAAAGGUGCUAAAACAAUAUACAAUAUUCAGAUGAUUCUUUAAGAUAUAUAUUAAUAGUAAUUAACAUAGUACUAGGUGUUUUUCUAUCAGUAAUAAAUAGUAUAAUUCAUUCUAUAGCACAAUUUAUCCCUAUUAAUGGGCUAAGAAGUCAGUUUACUAAUUUAAAGCUAUUUGAUUAUUCAUUCAUUUUAAUUAUUCAUAUACUGAGUUACUUGGAUAGUUAGCUUUCUCUCUUUGCUUUUGAGAUACUUGCUGUGUUUUACUUCAUUUAAUACUUCUUUUCCUAUCCUCUUUACACUAAAAACAUCUCUUAUGUAUAUGCAGUCUCCCUUAACUUUUUCUUUGCAGCCACAAUCCUCUUUCAUAUCAGAUACUAUAAAAAUUUAAGUGAUUCCAACUUCCUUUACUUAUUUUUGGUUUUAGGAAGUUUUAUGGCAGGAGUUUUAGCUUAGUGGGAGAGAAUGUAGUUGUUUAAAACAAGAAUGUUUGAUUUUUCUAUUUUUAGAGAAAAACCAUAAGAGACAGUUAAUGCUUUGUAAGAGGUAGUACACUUACUAAUGGAGAAAACUUAUUAAAAUUAAAUGACUUUAUUGGGGAUUUUCGAAGUUCACUAAAGAGAAUGCGUAGAUAACUUUUGUCCUUGUUAAUAUUAAAUGAUAUUAAAUGAAGAUUUUGAUGUGCACAAGCAAGUUAACAAUGGUAGUCUUGUGCCGAUUAAUGGAUUUGGAAAGAAAUCUGAUUUAGAGUAAUUCAAAACUACAAGAAAAAAUAUUUAUAGAGAUUAAGAAGAUAUAGAAGAAUAUGAUAAUAUUCAAAGAAUUAAAAACAUGUCUCCAACUGAUGGCAAGAGUCUGCGCUAAACCUUAAGAAAAUCUAUUAUGACAGCCACUCCAAAGCAAGCACAAUUUUCAAAAGGAACCAAAACCCAAUUAUUCACUGAAAUGGUAAACUUUUAGAAUAAUGAGCUCAAAAAUAAAUAGCAAAGUUCUACUACAAAGUCUUCAAAAACGUCUACCACAAACUAAUCCAAUACAAAAAGUAGGAGAAAGUCAGCAGUAAAGCAAAGAACAAUUAAAGGUAGCUAUAAAUUGGCAAAAAUAAACUUUUCAGUGCUUUAAUAGGACUUUUUAAGCUUUAAGAAAUGGACGCUAACAUUCGUUGACUACCAAUACGAGUAGCUCCUCAGAUAUCUUUAUACUUCUAGAAACUAUUAACUUUUAAUAGGCCUAGGCAUACGAUACAUUUAUUUUGAAAUAGAAAUCAAAGCAAAUUUUAUUAAAGCUCUUUAUUUUGUAAGAAAAUGGGCUUUCCAUAUUGAUUAAAAACCUUACUACUUUAGAGUAGUUGAAAAAUCGUUAUCGGAUUUGAUUGAAAAUGAAAUCAAAAAUAAAGAUAAAGCUUUAAAAUACUCUAUAAGGAAGAAAGAUAAUUUAGAAGCUAAAGCUUAUGAAAAUUUUGAAUCUUAUGUAGUGAUAGAGGAGAUAAAAAAAUUUUUUAAUUAAAGAUUACAGGAGAUGAUUAAGUUGAAACAAUUUUACUUUGAGAAACUCAUUUAAGGGUUUUCUUCUUUAAAUGACCUUUAUGCAGAAUAGAAAAAUAUAAUUAAAAAAGGCAUGGUUUUCAAAAGUAAAGUAGAAGCAUUUUAUUCAUAUCACCAAAAUUCUCCACAUUUAAGCAAAUUGCUCACUAUAUUUUAUGCAGUGCUUUUUCAAGAUUUAAAGAAAGCUUUGUUUUUAGAAGAUAAGUUAAAAGAUUCUCUAAAAAAAGUGGAUUAUUACAGUUCUUGGUACACAAUAUCUGGAUUAGAAAUUUUAUAAGGCAACGUUGCAACAGUUAUUGCACAUUUUAGAACUAAAGUUGGUAAAAUACUCAAAUAUUCAGCUAGUGCUCCUAUGUUUUUCGGGUAUAAAAAAUUAGAGUUCGACUCUCUUUAAAGUGUGAAUGAUGUUAUGCCUUAGAUAAUAGGAGAAAAGCAUGAUCUUUUCUUAGAAAGGUUUAUUGAUUAAGGUUAGUCAAAAAUUCUAAGAUAAUACAGAUAAACUCUUGCUAAAAAUAAGAAAGGAUUUAUCUUUCCAAUUAAAUUAUACAUUAAUUAUUUUUUUGAGCUGCAUAAUGACUUUAUCUUUAGUUCUCUAAUUGUUAGAAAGCAAUCUAAUUCACAGUAUUUGUUUAUCAAUCAGCAUGGAUUCAUUGAUAGCUUUUCCUAAAAUUUUUAUGAAUUUUGUCAGAUUAUAUGUCCUUAAGUCACAGUACAAUAACUCAUACACUCUAAUAUUUACCUCUUCAUUGAAGACUUAGACACUCAUUUAAGAGAAUGCUAACAGAAGAGCAAAAUCAGCAAUUUAAAAUGCGUCCUAAAACUGAAUUCUCGCAUGAAUGAAAUGAUCAUCAAAUUUAAGAAUUAUUGGAGAAAAGAUAAACACUAUAAUAGACUAAUGUAUCAUAUAAUAAGAGUUCAAGAAGAAUACGAAGAUGAAUUUGAAGAAGAAGAAAAUGAAGAUAUUUAUCAGUUUGAUAUAAAGGCAAAUUUAAUAUUAAAUUAAUUCUCUUUGAUCAGUGGUGAAUAGUUGAUUUUAUACAUUCUUGAAAUUAUUAGCAUCAUACCAAUUAAGAGUGAUAAUGGAUCGAUGUAGAAAAGCAACACUUAGUUUUCUUGUUAUUCAUAAAAAAUGUAGAAUUAGGUUACUUCAAAUGCUUUUAUUCCUUCAAUGACUGCUUUAAUAAAUAAUAAACCUUCUUCAGAUCAGUGCAAAAGUGAAAAAGAAGCUUCUAAAUAAAUAAAUUUCUAAGAAGAUAAAAAGCAAGCACAACAAGAUACUCAUUCAACUAAAAUAACAUCAAACCCAAUUAACUCUCAUGAUAGAUUAGACUAUGAAGAACUCAUAAACAUUCAAUCAAAGAAUUAUAUAAACUCGCAAAAAUCAUUGAAAUCUCUUGAUGAAAAUAAUAAACAUAUUAUUUCAUAAUUAGAUGAAAUGGAUCAAGACCUUAUUUUUAUGAAUGACAGCUUUUAGCAUAAAACAAAUGUUGUUCCAAAACUCAACGAUAACAAUAAUUUAAGAUUUAUUUCAAGAGUGAACGAUUCAUAUAAGAUAGUUGAAAAUGAUUGGUUAGGUGGAGGAUAAAAUUAAAAAAAUAACAACAUUGAAUAAAAAUUAGGAUAUAUUCCAAUUACAAUAUCAUAAAAGAAUAUUUAAAGCAUUAACAGUCAACAUACUUAAAAUAAUUUAACAACACAUGGAGAUUUAGAGUAAAUUAAUUUAACUCAUAUGGUUUCUCCAAGAGGAAGUUUAAUUGAUCACUCUUUAGCUUAAAUUAAUAACUAACAAGAAAAAAUAUUUCACGCUUUAUCAAACAAUAACUUAUCAAUAAACGAUAGUCAUAUUAUGGAAAUAGAAAAUAUAAACUGCAAGAGUUUAUCUCAGUUAAAUGACUACAAUAAUUAGAGAGCACUUGAGUUUAACUAAUCUCGCAUUAUAAAUCUAAAUAAAGUACCAGUUGAAAUGUCUUCUUCAGACAGCAAUUCCAAUAUUGAUCAAAUAGACGAAGUCGCCAACUCUGAAAGUUCAAGCUCUAAAAACAAAAAAAUAGCAAAUAAAAACUAUAAUAUCCAAUUUAAUAAUUAAAGCUAUUGGAAAAGCAAAUCAUCUAAAUAAAUUGAUAUUUUUCAAAUUGAAAAUUAACAAACUUUUAUUCAGAAAGAAGAAAAAAAUUCCUAAUUCACUAAAGGAACAAUCAUCACAAAUAAGGACAGCAAAGUUUCUAAAAGAUCAAGCAAAAAAGAGAUUAUUAUGAAAAUUUAACAAAUGACUGAAAAAAAUAACGCAAUAAACAUAGAAUGCACUCUUUCUGAUGAAAAUGAUGAAGAAGAUGAAGAAGCUAUCAAUUAUUUAAUGAAAAAUGGUAAAAAAAAUAAUAACGAAUAAGAUGAAAAUUUCAGCAUAAGAAGUGAAGGUAAAAAAGAAGAAACCGAAACUGUCUCAGAAAAAUCUAGUCACCUUUCUGAAGUUGCAAAAAAAAUUGAAAAUAUUCGCAGAAUAGUUUACACAAAUAAAAAGCCUAAAUUUAUAGCACUAGUUAAAGUCAUCUUCUUAUUCAUUAUCUGUCUUCAUAUUUUCGCAACAAUCGGCUCUUAAAUUUUCUCCAACAACUAUGUGAAAAAAAUUAUAGACGAUUCUACUCUUUAUGAAAUACAAGAAUCUACUUCCUUAUCCUUUUCUUAGUCUAUUUCGUCAGUAUUUGGUCUUCAAAACGAUCCAAAUAAUUAGAGCUUCUACUAAUUCAACUUGAAUUUAAGCUAUUCUAAAUUAUAAUCAAUCAUUAACUAAUUAUUGAAUAACUAUAUUGAUGAAUAUGAGAGUUUGAAUGUGAUCAUAAACUCUUAAUAUGGUCUAUAGAACUCUAUUUCUAAUAAAUUGGAGAACUUUCUUUCUGAUAUAUUUUAGGCAACAUCUCAAAAUAAUUUUGUUGGUAUACAAACUUCUGCUAAUAGCAUUUUUUAAAUUAGUUAGAUUAUGGAAAGUCUAAGCCAAAAAAUUUAAGAAUCAAUUGAUAGCACAUUUUAGAUGAUUAAAAAAAUGAAUUUAAUAAUAAUGAUAUUGGUGGUGGUUCUCAUAUUUUUGUCAAUUUUGAUUUUGAUAAAAAUAAAUUUAAGAUUUAGAGACAUUGUGAAGUAAUAUCUUUACAUCAGCACAAGAAUAAGUUAAAACGAAGCAGAAUAAGAAUAUAUUAAGCUUUCAAAUAUAAUUAAUUUUCUAGAGUAAAAUGAAGAUUAAUAUGUUAAAUUUAAUCUUCAGCAUUCCCAUAUUUUUAAUUCAAAGCAAAUAACUAAUAUUAGACCUUUGACAUUUUAAAAACAAGAAAAACAUAAACACACUUAAGUACUUUACAAUAGCAUUAAUAACUAGAACUUAGUUUUUAUCAAAAUGAUUUUUUUUACAAUUUUAGCCGCCUCAAUGAGUGUUACUCUUCAAGCAGUGAUAUUUAUAGUAACAAAGAACCAGCUUAAUAGUCUUGUAGAGCCUUUAGACUAAUACAAAGAAUACUCGCAAAAAAUAUCAUAGCUAACUUGUCUAAAUACAGCUCAUCAACUAAUAAGUUAUUAACCUGAGUUAGAUCCUUUAAAGCUUUCUAAUCAGUUUGUUAACAAUAAUAUUAAAUAGAUUAGUUCUUAUUAUCUAGAAAAUUUUCAGAUUAUACCUAUAAAAGGAUAACAAUAUUAUUAUUCAGAUUAAAUUUAAUAACUUAACUAAGCAAACAGCUGUUUAAUCCUUGAUUCUUCUCCUCAAUUAUAUAAAGAAUGUAAUACUAUAAAUCAGGGAAUAUUUAUUGAAGGUUUGUUAAGAGUUUUAAGGAAGGUGUUUUAAUUUUACUCAGAUACUCCUGCCCAAAACGACCCAGCUACGUUUGAAUAUAUUAGGAUCAGUAUGCUUUUAUUAGAUAUUCUUGAUUUGUCAUAGAAAUAUUUCUAGAAAUCAAUUGAACUUAUUGAAUCUGAUGAAAAGAUCUAAAAGUUUAUCUUAAUAAUAAUUGGAAAUAUCUUUAUUAUUAUUGUUUACAUGAUACUUUCUAUUUAUUUAAUCAGAAAAAUGAAUUAAAAUAUAGAACUAGUAAAGUAUUCUAUAAGCUUUAUUCCUAAUAAAAGACUUAUUGAAGAUAACUCAACCAUUCAACUAAUUAAGGCAAUUCAGAAUUGA
Molecule: messenger RNA, 6435 nt
Organism: Tetrahymena thermophila SB210
Lineage: Eukaryota; Ciliophora; Oligohymenophorea; Hymenostomatida; Tetrahymenidae
Product: transmembrane protein, putative
Exons: 6
Source: RefSeq, a predicted model, not a curated record